AUGGUCUCACUUGAGACACAAGAACACAGUGGUGCCAUAGCUAGCCGGUUCGCUGCUGACUACCACGGCCUAGAUGUACUCUCGGAAAAUAUCGAGGACAAGGCCGACAAUACAACGCGAUUCCUCGUUCUGAGGAACACAAAGUCAGAACGUACAGCCCGGCUUCCAUUUGACGCUGUGAAAGCGCCCUCAGUCGCAUUAAAACCCCGGCCCACACCGUCUGCGGAAAAGACUCUGAUCUCGUUCAGAAUCCGUCAGGAUUUUCCAGGGGCAUUGGCAGACGCUCUGUUGAUAUUCAAGGAAUUUGGUAUGAAUCUUACCAGCAUCAACACGCGACCGAGUCAGAGGAGGGCUUGGCAAUAUGUAUUCUUUGUCGAAUGCCAACAAUUCCCUACGGACCAGAAUAGCCAGGGGGUUACUAAAAUUCUGGAUAAGAUGCAGCAGGUUACUGAGGGCUGCAGGCAUCUUGGCACUUGGAAAGACCAGCUUUCAACUAGCAGCGUUUGA
This is a messenger RNA of Aspergillus fischeri NRRL 181, 507 nucleotides long. Its product is annotated as prephenate dehydratase PHA2. The record is from RefSeq and is a predicted model, not a curated record. The transcript has a single exon. Gene Ontology annotation, cellular component: cytoplasm. Gene Ontology annotation, biological process: L-phenylalanine biosynthetic process. Bases 1 to 507 code for a protein of 168 amino acids. Lineage: Eukaryota; Fungi; Ascomycota; Eurotiomycetes; Eurotiales; Aspergillaceae. Gene Ontology annotation, molecular function: prephenate dehydratase activity.